AUGCCUGACCCAAAGACAUCCCCCUCGCAGGGCCGGAAGCAAUCGCAAAUGGCAGACCCAGACGGUUCUGCCCCGGAUCUUGAGCUUCUGGGUGACCAGGUUACCUUGCAACCCCGAGGCUAUAUCGAGCCUUUACAGCCUGCUGAAGAUGGUGACAAAGAGCGGAACCUGGUGGAGCAUAUGGCAAGGUUCCGAUCUAGUCCAUUGGAGUUCCUGCGAGAGGUCUCCCUCCACGUCUCUGGCAUGGGAUGGCGCGCUUACGACAAUGUCAUCGGACAACCCAUCUUCUAUCCAGGUUUCUCCGAAAACAUGAUUGCAUCGGUUCUUUCUACGCCCAUUCUACAAAAGCGAAUCACCGAAUUGGCAGAAAAGAGGAUAGCAGUAGAAGAAAAGGACGGGCUUUUGAACAAGAAUGAUCCACACUAUGCUUCGAAACGGGCCCACCGGAAAUCCGUCAUUGAGCAGAGCCUCCAAGAGCUCUCCGAAAAGUUGGCGGAUGAAAUGAUAUGCAAGCUCGAGAGCAAGACGUUUAUUAGGGGCGCAUAUUAUUUGACGACUCAGCUCUUGACUCGAGCAUACCACCAAGGAAUUCAUGUUUCGAGUGAAGAGGUCUUGCGAUUACGGAAAGUUGCGGAAAGGACAGAGAAGGCCAAGCAGAGCAUCAUCUUCCUGCCAUGCCAUAGAUCACAUGUAGACUAUGUUUCUUUACAACUCAUCUGCUACCGAUUGGGUCUGGCGUUACCUACGGUCGUGGCUGGCGAUAACCUCAAUUUUCCCGUGGUUGGGAGCUUUUUACAACACGCCGGGGCAAUGUACAUCCGAAGAAGCUUCGGAGAUGAUGCGCUUUACAGCACACUUGUACAAUCAUACAUAGAUACCCUGCUUCAAGGCGGCUAUAAUUUCGAAUGUUUCAUUGAGGGAGGCCGAUCAAGAACAGGGAAGCUUUUACCGCCCAAAUUUGGAAUUCUGAGCUUCAUUCUCGAUAGUGUCUUGUCCGGCCGCGUCGAAGAUGCCGUUAUUUGCCCGGUCAGUACGCAAUACGACAAAGUCAUCGAGACGGAAGGCUAUGUCGGUGAGUUACUAGGCGUACCGAAAAAGAAAGAGAACCUGGCGGAUUUCCUCUCGGCCUCCUCCGUUCUUUCCUUGAAGUUGGGUCGUGUGGAUGUAAGAUUUCAUGAACCUUGGAGUUUGCGACAGUUCAUAGUUGAGCAGCAAUCUCGAACGACCGGGAUACCUAAGGGGCUCGAUAUGAAAAGUAUAAGUGAUACUGCCACCAGGCAGAAGAUCCUACGUACCUUGGGCUACAAGGUUCUCUCUGAUAUAAAUGCCGUCUCGGUUGUCAUGCCCACCGCUUUGAUUGGGACGGUCCUCCUGACCCUUCGAGGCAGAGGCGUUGGUUUUGACGAAUUAGUUCGUCGGGUCGAAUGGGUCAGCCAGAGAGUUAGAGCUAAAGGCGGACGGGUCGCUCACUUCGGGAAUUCCCCCACCUCUGUUGUGAUUGAACGCGGUCUUGAAGUUUUGGGAAAGGAUCUCGUAGGCCUUGUGGAAGGUCUACCCGAGCCAACUUAUUAUGCCGUCGACAGAUUUCAGCUAUCUUUCUACCGAAACAUGACGAUACAUCUCUUCAUAUCAGAAGCGCUUGUCAGCGCAAGUAUGUACAUUCGGGUCAAACGAGGAGGUGGGCCCGAGAACCAGAAGAUAUCAUAUGAGGAACUGCGCGACCAAGUGCUAUUUCUGUCCCAGUUAUUCAGGGGCGAGUUCAUCUAUCCAACAGAGGGAUUGGCUGUUAACUUGGAUAAUACUCUUCGAGGUCUUGAGGCCGACAAAAUUGUCGAUCUACACCGAGAUAGCGAGGGCAAGAUUACAACAGUUGGCUUGUCGGAUGCGGAGCGUGCUGCUGGGCGCGAGAAUUAUGAUUUCUACUGCUUCCUCAUAUGGCCCUUCAUAGAAGCUUUCUGGCUUGGAGCUGUGUGCCUCAUGGGUCUGACACCGCCACUAAAUCACCAAGGAGAUGGCUGGCUUGAUAUGAACAAAUGUCAAGAUAGCUCGCAGCUGCUUGGUAAAACUCUGUACCACCAAGGAGACCUGUCGUAUUUUGAAGCCGUCAACAAGGAGACCCUUAAAAACUCAUGGACCCGUUUUGAGGAGGAGGGCAUCAUAGAAGUCGUGAAGAGUCGAGCAGCAAAGGCACAGAGAAAGACCCGGCUGUCACCUGACUGGACACCUCGCCGAGAUGCCGAAACAGGGAAGAUUGUGCCAGAAGGCAGAUUGUGGGAUUUCAUUGAGAAGAUAGCACAGUCAAGAAGGGAGGGGAAGAAUAGAAGAGAUGGGGCUACGGUGUCCACGAGAGUUUUACGGCUGACGGAGACUAUUCUCGGCCGAACCUUGUUUGCUGCUGAUUCGGUGGGGGGAAGUCUCUCGGAGGAGGACGCGAAGGUGUUGAACCAACUGCAGCAGCAGAAAAGGAGGAAAAGUCUGCGGUCGAGAGCGCGUCUAUAA
Messenger RNA from Amorphotheca resinae ATCC 22711, 2499 nucleotides. RefSeq lists its product as hypothetical. The record is from RefSeq and is a predicted model, not a curated record. The transcript is spliced from 5 exons. Bases 1 to 2499 code for a protein of 832 amino acids. Gene Ontology annotation, cellular component: mitochondrial membrane. NCBI's taxonomy places the organism in Eukaryota, Fungi, Ascomycota, Leotiomycetes, Helotiales, Amorphothecaceae.